CAUAUCCAUGAUGAAUUAUUUUUUGUCUCUCAACAAAGAAAAUGUUGAAAAGAAUGAGAGGAUUCAUCCAAGGAACUCUUGCAAUCAAAUGCUCAAUAGGUUUCAAUCACUUAGGGAUCACUCAAUGACACCUCAAGGUAUGCAACAGAGACCUCAAAAUUGUCCUCGUCCUCUCAAUUUCAUGCAAGGAAAAUGCCAAGACAAUAAUAAUGUAGAUGUCAAGCCUCAACUACUGAUGCCACAUGUCUUCUCUGGCAACAACGUUAAUCUCUCAAGAACAAGACAUGAUCAAAUGUUGCCUUUUGCUCUUUCAAGUAUUGCUCAAAGACAAACUGAUUAUCGUAAUCUUAUGAGUCUUCCAUCUCAGACAGACUCAAACAAAAAAAAUUUAAUCAAUAGUGUCGAUUUACAAAGUCAUACAAGUAGUUUUCUUAAUCCCUCAACAAGAGCUACAUUUCAUAACCAAGAAAACCUUUAUGGAGCAAAUUCUUUAUAUCCAAAUGAUCAAAGGAAUAACUCUUCAAUGUUUAAUUAUUCAAACCCCCUUCCAAGGGUUAACAUGAAUACUUUUCAUGCAAAAGAUAUAGCUAAGCCAAAUCUAUUGCCUCCAAUUCAAAUUCAACAUUUGAACUUGCUUUCUUACAAGGAUAUAGCUCAAGAAAAAACAAUGAAGCGUCCUUGGUGUGAAGUUCAAGAGAAUGACAUCAUGACAAGUGUUUCAAAAAGGCAAAGGAUGAACUUUACUCCACCUAAUUAUUAUGAAGUGCAACCUGGAAUCAAAGAGUUACUUCUUUUCAAAGAUGAAAAGCAUUCAGUUCUUAACGUCAAAAUUAAAAAUGAUGCAAAAAAGAAUAAUGUUAGGGACAAUUUGGAUCUCUCGCUACACUUGUGAAUCAUGCUAUGUCAUACAUCUCCUUUUAGUUUAAUUAAUAUCUUUUAUUCAUGUUUUUAAAU
Cajanus cajan (pigeon pea) is the source of this 954-nucleotide messenger RNA. NCBI's taxonomy places the organism in Eukaryota, Viridiplantae, Streptophyta, Magnoliopsida, Fabales, Fabaceae. The record is from RefSeq and is a predicted model, not a curated record.